This is a messenger RNA of Penaeus monodon (black tiger shrimp), 4642 nucleotides long. RefSeq lists its product as uncharacterized. The record is from RefSeq and is a predicted model, not a curated record. Gene Ontology annotation, biological process: regulation of DNA-templated transcription. Lineage: Eukaryota; Metazoa; Arthropoda; Malacostraca; Decapoda; Penaeidae. Gene Ontology annotation, molecular function: DNA-binding transcription factor activity, RNA polymerase II-specific; RNA polymerase II cis-regulatory region sequence-specific DNA binding.
GAGAGAGAGAGAGAGAGAGAGAGAGAGAGAGAUAGAUAGAUAGAUAGAUAGAUAGAUAUAUGUAUAUAUUUUUUUUCUUCUUUUUCUUUUUCUUUUCUUUUCUUUUUUUUUCAUUUAAAUUGCUAUAUAGUUACUCAGUAGAGAUGCAAAACAUUAAAGUCAAGUGAUAAAAUAGAUCAAUAAAAUUAAACAUAACUUUUUAGGUCCUAUUUAUUAUUGUCUCGAGUAAUCUUAAUAUCUGAUCUUAUAUUUUCUCAGAGUAUCACCACAAGAGCAUCAGAAUGGCAGAAGAUAUGAAGAAAUCACCCGUUGUCAUUAAGUUGUACAGCAAGCCAGAAGUGCCUCAAGUUGUUGUUGAUAUCAACGAACUUCCUGAUGGAGGGAAUAACUGUGGCGUUGAAACUAAAAAUUGCUUCAUUAAUUUUGAAGCAGAUAAUGACCUAAGAGUUAGAAGAGGCAAACGGAUCUAUGUAAAAAAAGUGAACAGAAAUUUCCAGAGACGUACAGUCACAGAACAAACAGUAAAAGCCACAGGUAUGAAUAGACCUUGUAGAUGUGCCUGUAGCACAUCAGAAGCAAAAUUGGUUAGCCCUAGAAAAUUCACUUUGUCAGAGAGACAAGUAAUUAAGAAACUAGCCUCUUCACAAAAAUCACGAAGUUCAAAAAAUCCCUUAGUCAAAAGGGUAAGCGUAGGAAUUCAGUGUGAUAGUAGUGAACUAGAUCCAGUAACCAUCAAUACCAGUCAGUCCCAGCCAAUAAAGUAUGCACGUAAAGUGAUUGUCCUUCAUAAUAACUUUUUUGAUCUUCCAUAUGUGUCACCCAAGAAACCUGCAAUCUUAAAAAAUCACAAAGUUCUGGAAAGAGCCAGUACUUCAAGUAGAGGCACUGAAAGUCAGAAAAAUGAUAAAAUUAGAGAUGAUAUCAAGAUGGGGAAAAUGCCUGAGAUGACAAGGGGAAGUAAGUCUUUUGUGGGGUCUGAAGAAAAGAAGGAGUUUAAUAUGGACAGAUUUAAUUCCGAAAGGACCAUGAAUAGAAGUUCAUAUAUUCUGUCUUCCUCCUUGAAAAGCUGCAGAACUACUCCAUCACAACCAUUGUCAUCACAAGAAUUGCAACCAGAAUUACUACCAUCCAUUGUGGUUGAAGAUAUUACUAAUGUUAAAGAAAUGGAGGGACAGGAUUUUACACUGGAAAUUGCAACCCCAUUACAGGAUGCUUCAGAAACUGAUUAUGAAAAUCUUCGUAGCUGUAAAAUCACUCCUGUGGUGAAAAGUUCUCCUUGUCAAGACACUGUUGAUAAUGUUUCCCAAGAAUGUCAGUCACCCACAUCAAUAUCCAGAACUAGUAGCAGUCAAGGAUCUGAUGACUUUACUUUUAGUGAAACAGAAGCAGCUCAAAUUAUGCUUCAACUUUUUUAUAGUGGAAACAUUACAAGUGUAGAGGAAAAUGAAUUGCAUGAAUCUGAUACUGGAGAUCUAGGUAGUAAAACUCAGUCCAUAGUUAUGGGAGAUGGAAAUGAAAGCCCAGAACAACAAGCAAAAACCAUUGCAACUGUAAUAGCUGAAAGUAGUACUGAAGGCUGUAAUUCUUUUCUAAAUCAAGAAAGAGUGACAGAUAUUGAGCCUUCUAAAGAAACUGAAGUCACAGAGAGCAAUUCAAGAAAUAUGACUCAUAACAUUCAUGAGAUUAUAUGCACCCCAAACACAGACAGCCCACCAAAGGCAAGGCGUAGGGGUCGACCACCCAGAAAUCAAAGUAAAUUAGCACAGGCUCAAGGGCUUAAUGAAAUUGUUCAUGAAAAAAGAAUUACUCCCACAAGAGGCCAGCAGAAAAUGAUGAGCAAUCAAAGGAGCUAUAAGUGUAGAGUAACUAAUGGAACUACUUCAAGCCAGAUACUAAAAAAUGGUGUAGGUAAGAAAAUCAGUAAGAAAUUUCAGGCGGGAAUGCCAGAUAGUGUAAGGCGAAGCAAAAGAUUUCAAGGUUUAUCUGGUGCUUUAUCAAAAUCAACAAAAAAAUUGGAGGAAAGUCCAGUGUUGAGGAUUAAAAAGACAGCAGGAAGAAGAGCAUCCAGAACAUAUCAGAUUAAUAAUGAACCAAAGCAUAGUGAGAAUAAGGAAAAUAAUAUUCAGGAGUUUGAUUUUACUGCAGAUUUUAAAGAAACGAAUGAUCAAUCUUGUAAUUCAGAAGAUAUGCCUGUUAGUGAGUCAAGAGAGUCAGAUGUUGAAAGUACCUCAGCUUUCAAAGGUGAAAUAGAAAUGAAUUAUGGAUCAGGCAAGAAAGAUAGCAUGGAAGUUAGCUUUGCAGAUGGCUUCAAUUACCCAUUUGAACAAAACAUGUUGUUCAGUGCUCUUGGCUUAGUUGAGAGGCAUAGUUCAAGUACCUGUAAGCCCCACGACACUUCUCCCUCCCAUAUUGCUCACAGAACAAGAAAUAUAACGGCUUAUUUCAGAAGAAUGCAAGAGUGCCAAGUAGUGCUAGAAGACUGUCACAAGAUGAAGAAAAACAAAAUGUGCUUAGAGCAUGAUAUACCUAAAGUUGAUCAGGUUGAAAAAGGGAAAUCAAGUCCAGAGAGUGAAACAGAAACCUCAUAUGCAAAUCUAUUUAGUCCAGUACUUGACUUCAAUUUUGAAGGUUUUCUCACCACGGAUAUAGACAUUGGUGAUGACUUUGUCAUGUCUGAUUUAGAAUUUGGGGAAGAACUAAGAUAUCCAGAUAAUCCUGAGAAUUUAGUUCAAACAGCAGAAAGACAAGAUGGUAACUUAGAGACUCAUGACUCAGUGCCUCAUAAUGUAAAUAUCCAAGAACUCACAAAAAUACAAAAUGAAGUAGCAGAUGCCAAUAUACUCCAUUCUGAUGAAGACAGUCAGAAAUUUGUAUUUGAAAAGGACACUGAAAUUAAUGAACUUCAGAAGGGAGAUAUAUUACAGAAAAAAGCAAAUGAAUGUAAUCCUGAAGCGGUCAGGGAACCUGCUCUGCUAAUCACUGAUAAAAGAGAAACGUGUUCUACCAGUGAUAAUUCUCUCCCAGGUUUGAAUAAAGACCCAAAUAAGAGAAGGAGGUUCACCACUAAUAAAAAUGAUGUAGUCAAGAAUAGGUGUCUUAUCUGUGGAAAGUCAUGUUUUACAAAAGCAAAAUUGAAGAGACAUACUGCCAAACACCAUGAAAAUGAAGAUCAGUUGAUGGUACAAGAUGAAAUUUCAUGCAGCAGCAGGAGUUCAUUAUCAGAAAUCAAUGGAAAAGAAUGUUAUGAAUUAGAAACUGACAGAUUGAUACUUCAUAGCCCAGAACUCAUAACAGCAUCAAAACAUGGAGAGAAUUCUGAAGACCUAACCAGAUAUUCAAGUUGGAAACAAAUUGAUGAUGAUGUUGCAGAUAUUAUUAAUUUAGAUCCUAAAUGUGAAGAGGAAUCUUGCUCACAGCAAGUGCACACAGAAAAAAUAAAAGAAAAUGCAAGAACAGAUAAUAUGAAUUCAGUUAUUGAUAUCAGCAUUUGCGAAACAAUCCAAACAGACAUGAAUCCCUUAAAAGAGCAAACUUUGGUGACUGAAGAUCAUUCUUUAAUUGAACCACUUGUUACAGAUAGUAGGAAAGAAAUUUUCAAAGUGUCAGACAGUAAAACAGAACUUUAACUUCAGAGGACCAAUGAUAAUGCAGAAUUCCCCACUCCAAAGAAACUACCAAAGAGAAAGUUGAGAAAUACUGUUAAAGAUAAUCAGUCACUAAAUAAACAGUUAAGAGUAUUACCACAACACCUCAAUAGCAAGGAAGAAACUAUAUUGAAAGGCAAAGGGGAUGUGAAAAUUAAAGCAGUUGAACAUACGACAGAUAGUAAGCAUCAUUUUCGCCACAGUUAUGAAGCAGACAAGAGAAAAAGCAAUAAUAUUCAACCAGAAAGCAUCAAAAAUGAAGUCAAAUUAAGGUCAGGGCAGAAAGUAUAUAAUGAAGAAGAGCAGGUCUUUCGCUGUCGUAAAAAACACGAGAUCAAAAUCAAUGGAAAGAGGUGGUAUCCAUGUAAUAUAUGUAACCAUAAGUUUUCUAGCUCUUCAGACCUGACAAGGCAUAUGAGGAAGCACACUGGAGAAAGACCCUUUAAAUGUUCAGUUUGUUCAAAGUCAUUUAGACAAAGAGAAGCCCUUAAAAGACAUAUUGAAGUGCAUAAUGGUAAUAAGCCUUAUGCUUGUAAACUUUGUGAUUCAAGAUUUACUCAGAAGGUUCACUUAGAAAAUCACCAGACAGUUCAUAGUGAUGACAAACCAUAUAGAUGGGGAACAGUGUGGCAAGCAUUUUCUCGCCUUGGUUACUAUAAAUUUCAUAUUAACAUUCAUGCUUCAGAUCCCCCAUAUAAGUGUAAAAUAUGCUCUCGUGGUUUUAAUUCUUGUGGUAAUUUGAAAAAACACAAGAAGAUUCAUGAUGAAGUCAAACACUAUAAAUGUCAGUACUGCCCAGCUGCCUUUUAUGUGUCUCAGAGUUUGAAGGUACACUCAAGAGUUCAUACAGGUGAGAAGCCUAUUCAGUGUCAAUUGUGUGGUAUAAGCUAUCGAUUUGAAAGCAGUUUGCGGAAGCAUGCUGCAUCAAAACAUCCAGAAUUUGAAGUUAAAGGUGUCAGUCUUAUACCUCGUUCAAAGAAAUAAAGUGUUUCACCUCU